Aspergillus aculeatinus CBS 121060 is the source of this 3009-nucleotide messenger RNA. Its product is annotated as putative NRPS-like enzyme. The transcript is spliced from 6 exons. Bases 1 to 3009 code for a protein of 1002 amino acids. Lineage: Eukaryota; Fungi; Ascomycota; Eurotiomycetes; Eurotiales; Aspergillaceae. The record is from RefSeq and is a predicted model, not a curated record.
AUGAAUGAAGAAAAAACAACAGAUAUUCCCACGGAGAAAGAAUGCCUGCAAACCGGGCACCGACUCCUCGUAAAUUUCCUUGCGGGCAUGGCCCAUGAGGAGCCGGAUAAGCCGGUCAUGCGGCAACUGUUGCCAUCUGCGACCAAUGCCCCGAGUGACCGGAACGAGAUCAUUCUGGGCUACGAGGAUCUUAUGCGAUUGGUUGAUAGAGUGGCCUGGAUGUUGAGUCGUAGCCUCUCACCGGAAGAUGCCACUUCACAGACUGUCGGUUAUUUGGGCCCAAGUGACCCAAGGCAGCUGCUCAUCGCGUUGGCAGCGACUAAGUUGGACGCCAAGGCUCUGCUGCUCUCGCCCCGAAACAGUGUCUCCAUGCAUAAAGUGCUUCUCGAAGAGUCUCAUUCAGCACUUCUUCUUUGUGAUAAGGCUUUUGCCACCGCAGCGACCGAGAUAAGAAAGCAGCAAGACAUUGAUCUUCUUUUCAUCCCGGAUUUCGUGGAUCUUGUGCAUGAUUCGAGCCCAGUCGAGUCCUUCCCAUAUGUGGAAACCUGGGCCACCUCCCGUGGCAAGCCUUUAGUAACCCUGCAUACUACAGGUUCUACUGGUAAUCCCUCGUCGGUCACUAUGACUCAUUCCGCGUUGUCAUCACUCGACGCGCAGCAGGAUUUGUCAAAGAAAGAUGCUGCCGGGGACAAGUGCCAGCUUGAGAUUCUCGCUGAAGCAGCGACAGUGUAUAUGGCAUUCCCUCUGUUUCAUGUCGCGGGGUUCGGCCUCAGUUGUUACUUGAUCCUCUCGGGCUGUACGCUCUUAUUCGGAUAUCCUCGACAACCACCUAGUGUUGCAGCCUUGAAGACAGUCCUCAAGGCUCCCAGCGUGGAUGGUGCCCUGUUGCCGACAUCUAUUAUUGAUGAGCUCUCUAGGAAUGCCGACCUAAUGAAAGUGGUGCCGAAGCUGCGGUAUAUAUUUGGCGGAGGUGGCACAAUAUCCAAAAGAGCAGGCGACAUCGUUGUACAGAGCACGCGUUUACUCAACGGUCUGGGUAGUACUGAGUGUGGGUCAUUCAUCCAAUAUCCGACCGAUCCAACCCAUUGGGCAUACUAUCAUUUUCAUCCGUGGAACGGUGUGAAAUGGCGACCAGCCUCGGACCAGGAGUCGCAAGGGGAGGAUUUCGAGUUGGUACUCCAGCGUGACGACUCCUGCUUGCAAUAUCAGGCAGUGUUCCAGAACUUUCCUCAUCUGCGAGAGUGGAGGACCAAGGAUGUGUUCCGGAGACACUCUCACAUCCCGGACUACUGGGAAUACCGGUACCGACUGGAUGACCUGAUCGUCUUCUCGACCGGAGAAAAAAUGAACCCAUUGCCGGUGGAGGCUGAAUUGAGAGACAUUGCGGGUAUUAAAGAAGCCCUGGUCGUGGGGAACACGCGAUCUUGUCCUGCAAUUCUUCUCGAAAUGGACGCCAGCGAGCGCGAUGGAGCCGAGAGCGACUCCAUCGACAGAGAACGAACGACCAUAGAACAUGCGCUGGAGUCCCAGAAUGUGAAAGGAUCCCGAGAUAGCCAACUACAUGACAAAAUGGUGAUAGUAGCGAGUCCCAGCAAACCCUUUGUUCGCACGGGGAAAGGCUCCGUGCAUCGGAACAAAACGCUCGAGCUCUAUAAGACCGAGAUUGAGAGUCUUUAUGGGCGAACCAAGUCCCCGGAGCCUGAGCCUUCAGGCCUCGAAGAAACUAGGCUUUGCUUAUCUUCUGAGCAUGCUCUUGCAGUGAGCCUGGUUGAUAUAAUUGGGAAGCUAGAAUCAUGGCUAGCAGAUCUCGACGUGACAACAAACAUAUUUGCGGCUGGGCUGGAUUCCAAACACGCGCAAAUUCUGGCAUCGUUCGUCUCCAAGGCACUGGCCGAUCAGAGACGCGGACGAAACUUUCCUGUCGAGGCAGUCUACGACAACCCUUCGCCAAAACAAAUGGCAGGCUACAUCAUGCGGCAGAUUCUCCCAUCUGAGGGACGGGCAGAUGACUCGAAGGAUUUUGAUUCCCUAUUAGACAGGUAUGAAUAUAUAAAGACCGACCUGGCCGAGCGCCGCCUGGGUCUUUCAAGAGAGAUCUAUCAGCGGCUGUUGGGAAGUGUGACUGAUAUCUUACAUUGCCAAUGGGCAGUGGACUUCAAUCGCCCUUUGGCGUACUUUGAGCGCAAUAUCGCAGGAGUCAAAAAUUUGAUCACUUUUGCUCACGAGGCAAGAGAUAAGGUACAUUUCAUUUUCCUCUCUUCCGUCGCAACGGUAAAGCGAUGGAACUCCAAGACAGCAGUCCCAGAGACCUGCUUGCCCUCCCCCAAGAUCGCUGAAACUGGGUACGGCCUGAGCAAAGUCAUUGCAGUUAGGUUGCUGGACCAGGCUGUCCAAGCCGCGAGCAUGCGAGUGUCAAUCUGUCGCCUGGGUCAGGUUGCCGGCCCAAUUCAGGAUGAGAGAGAUGGCAAAGCUCAUGCGUGGCCACUUCGCGAUUGGUUCCCAACACUGCUGUCUAGCUCCGUUGCAUUGGGCUGUCUGCCAGACUCUCUAGGCUCUGCCGAUCAGAUCGACUGGCUACCGGUUGACAGUGUAGCAGAUCUGCUAUGCGAUCUCAUCAGCCUGUCCAGCAAACAGCACCAGCAGAAGAAUCAACGAGGAUCCGAGUAUUUUCAUCUUGUCAACCCCCAUCGCGUUCAGUAUGCCAGCCUAGUCUCUUGUUUAGCAGCGCGACUGAGACUGCUCAACCCAGAACUGAAAGUCGUGCCAUUGAGCGAGUGGGUUGCGGCCCUAGAAGAGAAAGGAAAUAAAGCUGAGUGUAUAGCCGGCGUUCAGCUACUUGGCUUCUUCCAGGGGCUUGCAGAUGCCUCAUAUCAAGGCUCUGUCCUACUGGAAACGACACUCACUAAGAAGAGGCUACCACGGCUCGAGGAAUGUUCACCGAUCAGUCCGAGAUACAUAGACAUGUGGCUGAGGCAGUGGGAGAUGGUGCCCCCUUCCAGGAAAGACUAA